Lactuca virosa is the source of this 1350-nucleotide messenger RNA. Lineage: Eukaryota; Viridiplantae; Streptophyta; Magnoliopsida; Asterales; Asteraceae. The record is from the annotation of a GenBank genome assembly.
AUGGGAAGCAGAGAUGGCAGACAACGGGAGGCUUCAAUUCAUGACAAUGGUUGUGCUGAUGAUGACAUUAAUCUUCAUAACUUAUCCCCCUCCAAUAAAAGCUCCGAUUCCGGAAUCUACGGCGCGGUGUUUAACUUAACCACAACCGUAAUUGGCGCCGGAAUCAUGGCAUUACCCGCCACCAUGAAAGUCCUUGGCUUGGUCACCGGAAUUGUUCUGAUUCUGUUGAUGGGGAUUUUGUCAGAAAUCAGUGUUGAGUUACUCAUUCGUUUUUCCGUUCAAUGCAAAGCCACAUCCUACGGGGAGGUUGUGGAACAAGCCUUAGGUUCACCAGCAAGAAUCUUGUCUGAAAUUUGUAUCGUUUUGAACAACGCCGGUGUUUUGGUGGUUUAUCUGAUCAUCAUGGGGGACGUGAUGUCAGGCUCUCCCCGACAUUCCGGGGUUUUCAUUCAAUGGUUUGGAGCAAAUGGGUUCUGGGAGAAUAGAAGACUCAUCAUCUUGAUCGCUUUGGUCGUGCUUCUUGCACCACUAUGUGCAUUGGACAGAAUUGAAUCUUUAAGUGUAACUUCAGCCGCAUCUGUAGUUCUUGCUAUCAUUUUCGUGAUUGUUGCUUGUGUUGUUGCGUUUAUUAUGGUGAUCGAAGGUAAAACCGACCCGCCAAGACUGAUUCCGGAUUUCAGUUCCGAACAAGCGAUUCUUGAUCUUUUAGUUGUGAUCCCGAUCAUGUCGAAUGCGUAUGUUUGUCACUUCAAUGUUCAACCGAUUUACAAUGAACUCGAAGGUCGUUCGCCUCAAAAGAUGAACAAAGUUGGGAGGCUCACGACUGUGAUAUGUGUUUUCAUCUACUGGUCGACUGCAGUAGCAGGCUACCUUCUUUUCGGGAACAACACAGAAGCAGACGUUCUUACGAAUUUUGAUAAGCCUCUUGCGAUUCGGUUUAGCGAAGGUUUGAGUUACAUUGUUCGUGUGGGAUACAUUUUCCAUUUGAUUCUGGUGUUCCCUGUGAUUCAUUUUUCGUUAAGGCAGACGGUUGAUGCGUUGGUUUUUAAAGGAGCAAAGCCGUUGUCCAAGAGCAGGAAGAGGUGUUUGGGGUUGACUUGUGUGCUUUUGAUGCUUAUAUACAUGGCAUCCACGAUGAUUCCGAGUAUAUGGACUGCUUUUAAGUUCACAGGUGCAACCACGGCUGUGUCGUUGGGGUUCACUUUUCCGGCUCUUAUCGCGCUGCGAUUGGGGGGUGGGUCGAAUGGUCUGAGCAGCCAAGAGAGGUUGUUCUCAUGGGUGAUGUUGGUCCUAGCCAUCAUGGUUAGCAUCGUUGGGGUUGUUAGCAACAUUUAUAGCAUGCAAGAGUAG